AUGGCUACGAGAACGCAGUUUGAGAAUUCGAAUGAGGUGGGUGUCUUUUCCAAGCUGACCAACACAUACUGUCUGGUCACGAUUGGUGGGUCCGAGAACUUCUACUCGGCGUUCGAAGCCGAGCUGGGUGACGCUAUCCCCAUCGUGCACACAACUAUUGCCGGCACGCGGAUUGUGGGAAGAAUGACUGCGGGUAACAGACGGGGGCUGCUGGUUCCUACGCAGACCACGGACCAGGAAUUGCAACACCUCAGAAACAGUCUUCCAGACUCCGUAAAAAUCCAGAGAAUCGAGGAGCGCCUGUCUGCUCUGGGGAACGUUAUAUGCUGCAACGACUACGUCGCACUGGUGCACCCGGACAUCGACAACGAGACCGAGGAACUGAUCGCCGACGUGCUUGGCGUGGAAGUGUUCCGCCAGACGAUCUCCGGCAACGUGCUGGUGGGCUCAUACUGUGCACUAAGCAACCAGGGCGGCCUCGUUCACCCACAGACCACCAUACAGGACCAGGAGGAGUUGUCGUCUCUGCUACAGGUGCCACUGGUUGCGGGUACCAUCAACCGGGGCUCCAGUGUCGUGGGAGCGGGGAUGGUCGUCAACGACUACCUUGCCGUCACGGGGCUUGACACCACUGCUCCCGAGCUGAGCGUUAUCGAGUCCAUCUUCCGCCUACAGGACGCGAACCCAGACGCCAUUUCCGGUAAUCUGCGCGACACCCUGAUUGAGACGUAUUCUUGA
Messenger RNA from Eremothecium gossypii ATCC 10895, 738 nucleotides. RefSeq names its product translation initiation factor 6 (gene TIF6). The coding region runs from base 1 to 738 and encodes 245 amino acids. Gene Ontology annotation, molecular function: ribosomal large subunit binding. Gene Ontology annotation, cellular component: preribosome, large subunit precursor; nucleolus; cytosol. The transcript has a single exon. The record is from RefSeq and is marked provisional. NCBI's taxonomy places the organism in Eukaryota, Fungi, Ascomycota, Saccharomycetes, Saccharomycetales, Saccharomycetaceae. Gene Ontology annotation, biological process: ribosomal subunit export from nucleus; maturation of 5.8S rRNA; cytosolic ribosome assembly.